AUGUCAUCGCAACGUUUGAAAAAACUACCUGCCGUGCAAAAACAGCGCCUUCUGAUUGAAUUUUCAUGCCUUAAAAGUAUUUGUCCUCACGGAAUUUUCCUUACUCUCACUCCAGGCGAUUUCACUCGAUGGUCUGGUGUGAUGUUUGUACGUGGAGGUGGGCCCUAUUCUUCUGCCAUCCUUCGGUUCAACAUAUCUUUUCCAGCCCUCUAUCCUACUCUCCCACCUCUCGUCACUUUCACGACUGAUAUUUUCCAUCCUCUCAUUAAACCUCUUUCAGCUUAUGUGUAUCCUGCCGAUAAUAAAUUACCAGUCCAUGUCUCGACCACAAAUGACGAUCGUUUGCCACCUGGUGGGUUCAGCUUACAACACGGAUUUCCAAGUUGGUUCUCAAACGACCAGAAGGGAAAUUUCAAUGGUGACUUGAAAAAAAUGAGAUCAGUGAAUGAGGAAACGACUAGAGAUAGGUCAGAAACUAGUAAUCUACGUAUUUCUUUGGAAAAGGAUAGCUUCAAAGAAGAGACUACGCAAGAGCCAAAUAUCUAUGAGCUGCUCAGGUACAUUCGUAGUACCUUUGAUAGUGAAGAAAUAUUAGAUGAGGUCCCACUUAAGGCAGCUGGAAAUCCAGGAGCAUGGCACGCCUGGUGGACCUAUCGAGCAAAGCAGGGUAAAUUUCCCGAAAGAUAUAUGAGUGGGGAUGUAGUCACAGUACUAAAAGAUCUUAAUGAAUUUGGUGCUGAGAAGACCACACUAGAAACACGCAGCGCACAAAUUACUGCAACUCAAGCUGAAUCUCAAAAGUUGCCCCCGCCAAUGACUAGCAAGAUGCCAGAAGAAUGGAAUUGGGAUGGGGUAUGGGAAGUAAGAGUUAAAAAGGGAAUAGAAGCUAGCAUAAGUGAAAGUGUAUUAUUUAAAAAGGACUCCGGUGAUGAUCUUAUACGCUUCUUGCACAUGGACUGUUCGCAAAUUGAGGCAAUAAAAGAAGAUAUUAAGAGAAGUGUAGAAGCAGCUAGGCCACAAGUUUGA
Messenger RNA from Blumeria graminis f. sp. triticale, 1026 nucleotides. NCBI's taxonomy places the organism in Eukaryota, Fungi, Ascomycota, Leotiomycetes, Helotiales, Erysiphaceae. The record is from the annotation of a GenBank genome assembly.